Molecule: messenger RNA, 1448 nt
Organism: Aspergillus aculeatus ATCC 16872
Lineage: Eukaryota; Fungi; Ascomycota; Eurotiomycetes; Eurotiales; Aspergillaceae
Product: thiolase family protein
Exons: 1
Coding region: 89-1330 (413 amino acids)
Biological process (GO): fatty acid beta-oxidation; phenylacetate catabolic process
Cellular component (GO): peroxisome
Molecular function (GO): acetyl-CoA C-acyltransferase activity
Source: RefSeq, a predicted model, not a curated record
UUUAACGUGCUCUAACGUGAAAUCCUCUAAGCUUCUGAUCCUCUGGUCCUCAUUCUUUUUGCAAGGGAACCCCUAGAUCUACUUCACGAUGGCCUCUCCGAUUCCCCGGGGCCUGCGCCAGGUCCUCCAGAAGUCUCCCAAUGACAUUGUCAUUCUCUCUUCUCUCCGUACGCCUGUAACCCGAGCGAAGAAAGGUGGCUUCAAGGAUGCUUAUCCCGAAGAGCUCCUUGCCAACGUGCUUCGCGCCACUCUUGAGGCGAACCCGAACCUUGACCCGGCCCUAAUUGACGACGUCGCCAUCGGUUCUGUUCUCCAAGAGCUCGGCGGUGCCAAGGCUGGCCGUAUGGCUCAGAUUCAUGCCGGUUUCCCUAACACCGUCUCUUUCCAUACUAUCAACAGACAAUGCUCGUCCGGCUUGGCUGCUAUCUCCACUAUUGCCAAUGGAAUCCGUGCCGGCGCAAUUAACGUUGGUGUCGGUGGUGGAAUGGAGUCCAUGACCCGCAACUACGGUUCCCGCGCUAUUCCCACUGUCCUCUGGCCUGAACUCAAGGAUUCAUACUCGAAGGAUGCCCAGGAUUGCAUUAUGCCGAUGGGUAUCACUUCGGAGAAUGUCGCCGCUCGCUACGGAGUCUCCAGAGCAGACCAGGAUGCUUUUGCCGCCGAGUCGCACAAGAAGGCAGCUGCGGCCCAAAACGCCGGCCUUUUUGACUCCGAGAUUGUUUCUGUGAAGACCGUGUCCUACGACCCCGAGCACCCCGACGCUGCUCCCACCGAGAUCACCGUCUCGAAGGACGAUGGAAUUCGCCACAACCUUUCAGUCGAAAAAAUGGCUAGCUUGAAACCCGCCUUUUCUGCCGAUGGUGCCAGCACUGCUGGAAACAGUUCUCAGGUCAGCGACGGUGCUGCUGCGGCCCUGCUGAUGCGCCGCUCUACGGCUACUGAGCUCGGCUUGACCUCUUCCAUCAGGGCUCGCUGGGUUGCCUCUGCUGUUGCUGGCUGCGCUCCCGACGAGAUGGGUGUUGGCCCUGCCGUUGCCAUUCCCAAGCUUCUGCAAAUGCUGGACAUGAAUGUUUCUGAUGUUAACAUCUGGGAGAUUAACGAGGCCUUCGCCUCCCAGGCUCUGUACUCUAUUCGCAAGCUCGGAAUUGACGAGUCCAAGGUCAAUCCCAAGGGUGGUGCUAUUGCCAUUGGUCACCCUCUGGGUGCCACCGGUGCCAGACAAUUGGCGACUCUUAUUCCUGAGCUUGAGCGUACCGGCCAGGAUGUCGGUGUUGUUAGUAUGUGCAUUGGAACUGGUAUGGGUAUGGCUGGCAUGUUUGUCCGGGAGUGAAAGUGCGGAAAGUGAGGGUUGCCUCAUUCUGUACAGUUUGUUUUCUCUUUUACAUUUUCAUGAUAUCAGCGUAGACGCAUGUAUAUACACCCACAAUUCAUGAAGUUUUACUUUCCCC